AUGGGUGGUAUCACAGAUCCCCGGAUCAAGGUCAACCCCCUUAUGCCUCCGGCAAAGCAAGAGCGCAUCCAUGUCUGGCGAACCGAAGUCGCUUCUGCUCUCCACCUCCCCACGGCCCCGUCUCUGUCGUCGUCUGUAUCAUCAUCAUCCGCCGCGACGCCAGAUCUCGACCCGGAUACAUCUUUCGCCACACCCCCAUCACCAGCUGGAUCUAGACCACGAAGCCUGUGGAAGCGACUCAGCUGGCGCUUUGGACCCAAGAGACGCACUGCUGUCAACAUGGCUGCCGCCGCCGCCGAGCUACCCCCUGAUGGCCGCACGGCUAUGUACCGUGGGCUUGAGACCAGGGAGCCGAGGGGUGGCGAUAUGGACGAGGAGGGCGGCAUAUUGGAGAGGGAUAGUGAGCGAGGAAAUGGUUUGAGAGAGAAGCAAGAAAGGCUGGCACGGGCAGCCAGAUUACUCAACCGCGAUGGCGAGGAACGGUAA
Messenger RNA from Fusarium pseudograminearum CS3096, 486 nucleotides. RefSeq lists its product as uncharacterized. The coding region runs from base 1 to 486 and encodes 161 amino acids. The record is from RefSeq and is a predicted model, not a curated record. Lineage: Eukaryota; Fungi; Ascomycota; Sordariomycetes; Hypocreales; Nectriaceae. The transcript has a single exon.